Messenger RNA from Lotus japonicus, 1182 nucleotides. RefSeq names its product plasma membrane-associated cation-binding protein 1-like. Bases 212 to 883 code for a protein of 223 amino acids. Gene Ontology annotation, cellular component: plasma membrane. The record is from RefSeq and is a predicted model, not a curated record. The transcript has 4 exons. NCBI's taxonomy places the organism in Eukaryota, Viridiplantae, Streptophyta, Magnoliopsida, Fabales, Fabaceae.
AUUGGUUGGAGCCUUGGAAUUAUGCAUGGUGUGUGUGCUGGAAUGGUGCCUGCAGAGUAAUAAAAACUUUAUUUAUAUGUGUGGAGCUUAAUUUGGAGAGACAAGUGGCUGGGUCAGUUGCAUUGAGUUCGACUUUGAUAGUUUGAUUAGUUAAGGUUAAGGAGCAUACCAGAGAGACAGAGAGCACUGAUACUUGCAUAACACAAGAGACAUGGGGUACUGGAAAUCUAAGGUUCUUCCCAAAAUCAAGAAGGUUUUUGAGAAAAACGGUGCAAAGAAAACUGCUGCUGCUGAGGCCACCAAGUCCUUUGAUGAGUCAAAGGAGGAGUACAAUAAAGUGUUUGAAGAGAAGAAGGUUGAACUUCAAACAAAAGUAAUUGAAAUAUAUGAGGCUUCACCAGCUGAAAUCAAGAGUUUGGUUAAGGAACAAAAGGAAGCAGGGCUAAAGAAGAACCCCACAGAAGUUCACAAGUUCCUAGAAGAGCUUGCUAAAAUUGAAUUCCCUGGAUCAAAGGUAGUAUCUGAAGCAUCAUCCAAGUUUGGACCAGCCUUGGUUCCAGGUCCAGUUCUCUUUGUUUUUGAGAAGGUGUCCACUUUCAUAGUUACAGAAGAGAAAGUUGAGGCCCCUCCUGCAGAAACUAAAACAGAAGAAGAAGCAAGCACUACCAAAGACAGAGAGAUAGUGGUUGAAGAGGAGAAAAAGGAAGAGGAGAAACCACAAGUAGCAGAAGAGACAACUGAGAAAGUUGAAUCAGAGCCACCUAAAGAGGAAGAGAAACCUGCUGAACCAGUUGUAGCUGAGGCUCCUCCAGCUGCUAAAGAGGAAGAGAAACCUGUUGAACCAGUUGCUGAAGUUGAGAAAACAGAACCACCAAAGCCUUGAAAAUCUCCUUCAUAAGUUUGAUGCAGAUACAUAUAUAUGUGUAUUAGUUUGCAUAUACUCAUAAAUUGUUACAUACCAAUCUCUCAUUCUUUUAUAAUUUAUUUGAGUUGCUUAGUUUGAUGUUGGAAUUAAUGUGCAUGUGAAUGUGAAUGUUUACCUUAAAGACAUGAAUCAUAUUGUAAUUUUCAUAUUCUUUUUUAUGUCAAGGAAGUGACUUGGAUUGGAUCAUUUGGUUCAUCCAAUCUUUCCUCUUGUUGUUUCAAUUAAAAGUGAUCAAUUUCAUAUCCUGUUUGGCUGGA